Molecule: messenger RNA, 2346 nt
Organism: Myripristis murdjan (pinecone soldierfish)
Lineage: Eukaryota; Metazoa; Chordata; Actinopteri; Holocentriformes; Holocentridae
Gene: rhpn1
Product: rhophilin, Rho GTPase binding protein 1
Exons: 16
Coding region: 176-2239 (687 amino acids)
Biological process (GO): negative regulation of stress fiber assembly; signal transduction
Molecular function (GO): protein binding
Source: RefSeq, a predicted model, not a curated record
GGUAGCCUAUCAUAAUGUAGUGAGCAGAAGUUGUUUUGGAUAACAGAAGUUUUCUGGAUUAUACACAUGACCGUUGGAGCUUUGAAUUCCCCUGGAUUUUUUUAUUUCUUCAACUGACAAAAAGACUUUUUACGACAUGUAGCGACUUCUUCGCCGCUGGUGUCCUUGCUUCACGAUGGAGGAACCUGCGACAAGAGAACUUGAGCUGUCCCUGUCAGACGCUGCCUCGGACGAAGAGAUGCCGCUAACAUUAUCCACGGCAGAGGGGAGCCACGGUGGGAGCAUCCGAAAGGGAUGUGAUCCCUUUGCCCAGACUCAGCGCAGUAAACUGCAGCACCGGCGAGCUCGCAUCAACCAGCAGAUCAACAAAGAGAUGCGCAUGAGAGCCGGGGCAGAGAACCUCUUCAGGGCCACAACCAACAACAAGGUGAAGGAAACCGUGGCUCUGGAGCUCAGCUUUGUGAACUCCAACCUGCAGCUCCUUAAAGAAGAACUUGAGGAGCUCAACAGCAGCAUGGAGGUCUACCAGACUGACAGUGAAGCAGUCAACGUUCCCAUGAUCCCGCUUGGCCUAAAAGAAACCAAAGAGGUGGAUUUCACUGUUUCUGUCCAGGACUUCAUCUGUGAGCACUAUGGAGAGGACAGCUCCGACUAUGAUCAGGAGAUCAAAGAGCUUAUGGAGCUCAGACAGGCCAUGCGUACCCCCAGUCGUAACCAGGCUGGCCUGGAGCUCCUGAUGGAGUACUACAACCAGCUGUACUACCUGGACCAGCGCUUCUUCCCCCCACACAGGAACCUGGGAGUGCACUUCCACUGGUAUGACUCUCUGACUGGUGUCCCGUCCUGCCAGCGUGCGUUGGCCUUUGAGAAGGGUAGUGUGUUGUUCAAUAUAGGAGCUCUCUACACACAGAUCGGGGCACGGCAGGACCGCUCUGCAACUGCUGGCAUAGACCGAGCUAUAGACGCCUUCCAGAGAGCUGCAGGUGCAUUUAAUUACCUCAAAGAAAACUUCUCCAAUGCCCCAAGUCUGGACAUGAGCGGGCCGUCGCUCUGCAUGCUGGUGCGGCUGAUGGUCGCCCAGGUGCAAGAGUGUGUGUUUGAGCGCGUCACACUCACCACGCAAGACACACACUUCACCUCACAACUCCGCCUAGCACAAGAGGCUGCACGGGUGUCGGAUGUCUACUCGUUGGUGCAGCAGACGAUGUCCCAGCCCCUGGUGAAGGACUAUGUGCCUUUCUCCUGGGCCUCCAUGGUUCAGGUCAAAUCUGAACACUUCCGUGCUCUCUCUCACUACUACGCUGCUGUUGCACUCUGUGACCACACACAGUCUGAUGAGGAGGACGAGGAGGGUAAUAACGAAGCAGAUAAGGCUUUCCUUCAGUUUUAUGUCAGUGCUCCUUCAGGGCCAUCGCUCAGCCAGGUUCUGCGAGACCCAGAAGAAAGACGAAAACUGGGUAAAGCCCACUUGCGGCGUGCAGUCAUUAGACAUGAGGAGGCCAUGCGUGUCCAUAGUCUGUGCAAAAUCCUGAGGAAAAUGGACAUCCUGCAGGAUGUGCUGUCCAUAAUGCACAAACGUUCUUUGGACAAGUACUCUGAGCUGGACCAGGAAGAUGACUUUGAUGAAACCGCUGAGGCUCCAGAGAUACAGUCUCAAACCCAUCAGAAACCAGACAUCACUCCACCCAACUUCUCUACGGUCCAAGUUACUGACAUCUUUCAAAGACUGGGACCCCUGUCUGUGUUUUGUGCACGGGCGCGCUGGGGCCCAGUGCGUCUGAUCUGUCUUCAGAGGAAAGAGGGUGGCCUUGGCCUCACGCUGAGAGGAGAUUCUCCUGUCCUUGUGGCAGGAGUCGUACCUGGCGGCUGCGCUGCGGAGGCAGGACUGAGGGAAGGAGACUACAUAGUGGCUGUGGAUGGACAGGACUGUAAAUGGGCCAAGCAUGGAGAGGUGGUCCACAUGCUGAAGAGCUGCAGUGACAGAGGAGUGGAGCUCAGUGUCGUCACACUGCACUCACAUGACACGCAGGUGGAGAGGAGAUCUGUUUUGCUUUCACACGGCAGUGACAAAGAGAACACUCGGCAGCGUCUUCUCGGCGGAGCCAAGGGCCAGAGCUCCGCCUCUUUGCUCAACUGGAACAGGAAGAAGAAACGAGAAGGGGGCGGUGUGACUAAGAGACUAGGAAGCACUUUCAGUUUGUCGUUUGGAAGCAUCCGAGACACUGAGGCGAUGUACUGAGACAAAACCACGCCGAGGAACCACUCAGGGAAUCACAGCGGCGGAGCUGCUUGUAAGAGCACAGGGCACCCGAGCCUUCUCUGUAGCACAGUGAACCACAGAUGGUC